Messenger RNA from Ceraceosorus bombacis, 1031 nucleotides. Lineage: Eukaryota; Fungi; Basidiomycota; Exobasidiomycetes; Ceraceosorales; Ceraceosoraceae. The record is from the annotation of a GenBank genome assembly.
AUGAUGCCGGCAACGUACAAGCUCAAGUAUUGGCCCACGAUUCCAGGACGCGGGGAAUACGUCCGUCUAGCAUUCAGAGCAGCCAAUGUUGCCUUUUCUGACGAUGACGACGUGUCGGAGCUGAAGUCCUUCAUCACGCCUCGGGCGGGUCAUUUCGCACCUCCGGUGCUGGAAGUGGAGGAGAAUGGCAAAAAGUUCAGUUUGAGUCAGACACCGGCCAUUUUGGCCUAUCUUGCUCCAAGAUUGGGCUUGGCUGGCGAUGGGUCAGAAGAGGACAGGGCAGCCGUCGUGAGCAGUCUGGCCAAGUUGUCGCUGCAUCGUGCUGUGUAUAUGCAUGCUGACAAGUCUACACCAUCUUGCACCACCAGAACGCAAUCACUCUGACCAUCCUCGACCUGAGCAACGAGACUCACGACACCCACCACCCAAUCGCCACAUCACUCUACUACGAAGAUCAAAAGUCAGAGGCGAAGAGCAGAGCGCAUGACUUUCGCCAAAAUCGCGUGCCCAAAUUCUUUGGUCACUUUGCAAAGUUGGUCAGCGAGAACCCAACAAAGUCUGGCUUAUUGCACGGAGACAAGGUAACCACGGCAGAUUUGACGCUAUUCCAGGUGCGUUGAUGCAUUGCUUUCCCGCCAGCAUCAGCGGCAUUUUGUUUGGGUUUGGGAGAGAGUAGAGAUUGAGCUGAUCGAAUGGACUGCGUGUAAUCCGCGCAGGUCGUCGAGGGCUUGACCUACGCUUUUCCGAAGUACAUCAAGUCACUUACUGCCAGCUCAAAGGCAGCGUCCCAAGUAGCGCCAGUCUUUGCAUUGAGAGACAAAGUCGCUCAGCACCCAGCAUUGGUCAAGUAUUUGAACAGCAAGGACCGCAGAGAAUUCAACGAGUGCGUUUUCAGCAUACAUUUCAGAGGAGAUAAUGUACUGGUGUCGAGUCAGCGCUGACGAGACCUGCGCCUAUCGUUUCCUUCACUCCGCCUCAGGUACGGGCUGUUCCGUCAUUAUGCGGAAUUGGACAGUGAAUAUGAGGAGUGA